AUUCUGCUGAGGAUGUGGGAGAAGAUGUCCCGAGUCGAGGGUUUCACCACGCAACCACGGAAAGUGGAGGUGGACGACGAGAGACGUUACGGGGUUGUUGUGGACUGCGACUGGUUUUGGAGGGCAUGGCAGAUGGCUAGAUGGUGGCGUGGAGAUGGUGGCCCUCUUCCCCACGCUACCUGCAAUUUUGUCAGCGGAGCAGAAGACAGAUCUCAUGCACGAGAUGCUUCGGCUGGUACUAGGGCCACUCAUGCGGGCAUCAUCAGUCGAGAGUGGGGGAAUCAUGGUCAACGAUCACUUGGGCAGGAAACAGAGGGUCUUUCCACUCCUGAGCAAGUACGUGUGCGACCACACCGAGUCGUGCAUGGUGACAUGCACAUGGGCAGCCACGUCAAAUCAACCUUGCUCUAUGUGCCUCGUGAGCAAGUGGGACCUUGCGGACCUGAACAUUGCAAGCAAGGCACGCACGGUGAAAGGCCAGAAGGACGUGUACGAGCGAUCGCGGGUACCAACCCAAAGAAGCGCAAAAAUGCAAAGUCUGCAUGGUGCACACACUUUGUGAAGUGCGCACUGUGGGAAUGGGCGCACGUCGACAUACCCUGGGGGAACCUGUACGAGGUCAUUGGAAUCUGCAUCAUGCACGUGGUGGACGAGGGGCUUUGGCUGCACACCAUGCGAUGCCUGGUGGCCAAAUUAACCCCCACAGAGCAGCUCCUUCUUCUGAGUCAGUGCGAGGCGGUCAUGGUAGUGACGCCGUCGUCUGUUCUCCGGCAUCCGGACCCUUCGGCCUACUUUGGGACGGUGUCCCAGUACGCCGCAUGGGAGCACAGGGCCAUGAUGCAGAUUGUCCCGCUGGUCGCUCACCUGCCUGGCCACGAGGACAUUGCUCGCGUGGUCGUCCUCUUCAACGAGUGGUACCGGGCGUAUUUCCGCGUGGCAUAUCACACCGAAGCGUCCCUAGAAGAUGCGACGAGAAAGACCCUUGUGCUGAUCGCGGAGCUGAAGCUGGUCUUCCCCAAGCAGAAGUCGCAGUGGCGGCUGCCGAAGGUGCAUCUUCUCCGGCACCUUCCGCAUGCCAUCAGGAUGCAUGGCAUGCCGUCCGAGUACUCUACCAACACCUACGAGGCCAUGCACAAGAGGUGCUGCAAAUGGCCUGCUAGGAACUCGAACUGGCGGGACGUGGGCAGAGACAUUGCGCUUCGCCACGCACGCAACGAGGCAAUCAGGGGCAUGGGUCGGGAAGAGGGCGGAAGGACGUACGAGACCGCCAUGCGCAAGGCGGUGAAGCACAACACCCGGGUGCUGACCCGACAUUCCAGGCGCAUUGUGGUGGGGGAUGCACAGGACCCCGUUUGGGCGGAAUACGGCGGCGCCCUGGGCAUUGUCGUGAUGGAGGGGAUCGCACGGGUGAUGCAGCGUGUGGGGAUCGCUGCUUCAGGCGUGCAGGUGCACACCGCGAUGGCGAUUCCCCCACACGACCGCCUCCUGGGCCGUGGGCCAGGGCACAUGGUGAAGGCCGCGCCGGGUGAGGGGAAGUUCAGCUACGUGUCGAUAGCUGGGGGGGGAGGCGAGUGGUAUGCCCGGUGCCUUAUGCUCCUCCAUUUCAAGAACGACGAGGGCCAGAUUCACAGGCGUGCUGUGGUGGGGUAUUUCGACGAGCACCCCACUCCAUGCCCCGUGACGGGAUGCGUCAGGCUUGUGCCAACUGUGGGGGAGGAUGAGUAUGCCGUUGUCGAGGUUGACUGCAUUCUGUCCCUCGCACACAUUGUCCCAUGCUUCACGGAGCCUCGGUUCUCUUUGGUGAACCGUUUCCUGUUUGAUGAGUGA
This is a messenger RNA of Closterium sp. Naga37s-1, 1827 nucleotides long. NCBI's taxonomy places the organism in Eukaryota, Viridiplantae, Streptophyta, Zygnematophyceae, Desmidiales, Closteriaceae. The record is from the annotation of a GenBank genome assembly.